Molecule: messenger RNA, 1269 nt
Organism: Loxodonta africana (African savanna elephant)
Lineage: Eukaryota; Metazoa; Chordata; Mammalia; Proboscidea; Elephantidae
Product: olfactory receptor 11G2-like
Exons: 1
Coding region: 334-1269 (311 amino acids)
Biological process (GO): G protein-coupled receptor signaling pathway
Cellular component (GO): membrane
Molecular function (GO): olfactory receptor activity; G protein-coupled receptor activity
Source: RefSeq, a predicted model, not a curated record
GAUAGACAGACAGAUAGAUGAUAGACAAGCAGAUAGACAGACAGAUAGAUAGGUACUCUACUAAGUGUAAACACUAAUAUAAUUUUCAAAUACCUGUAAAACUCUCCCCAUCAAUAGCUUAUCAUAUCUGACCGAAAAUUUAACUUAGCAGCAAUGAAAAUAUGAAAGAGCAAAAAGCAAGCCAGAACAAUAUUUCAGUAUUAAAGUAAGAGUAGCAAUUGAUAACAUAAACCUUUAUUUUCUUUCCCAAGAUGUCUUAAAUAUGUAUCUGGGUCCCCAUCUGUCUUUACACUGUUAUUCAGUAUUUGCUGGUCUCUUACAGCUCACAAACACAUGAAAAUCUUCAACACCCACAACAACACCAGCACCAUUGCUGGCUUCAUCCUCCUGGGCUUCCCUUGCCCCAAGGAGGGUCAGACUCCCCUCUUUGUGCUCUUCUCUCUUAUCUACCUCCUGACCCUCGUGGGGAACGGUUCUAUCAUCUGUGCUGUGUGCUGGGAUCGGAGACUCCACAUGCCCAUGUACAUCCUACUCGCCAACUUCUCCUUCCUGGAGAUCUGCUAUGUCACCUCCACUGUCCCCAAUAUGUUAGCCAGCUUCCUCUCUGAGACGAAGGUCAUUUCCUUCUCUGGGUGCUUUCUGCAGUUCUAUUUCUUUUUCUCCCUGGGAUCUACAGAAUGCUUUUUCUUAGCAGUUAUGGCCUUUGAUCAAUACCUUGCCAUCUGCCAGCCAUUGCAUUACCCCACUGUUAUGACUGGACAUCUCUGCACUAAUCUUGUGGUCAGCUGCUGGAUACUUGGUUUCCUUUGGUUCCCUGUCCCUAUCAUCAUCAUCUCCCAGAUGUCCUUCUGUGGAUCUAGGAUUAUAGAUCAUUUCCUGUGUGACCCAGGUCCUCUGUUAGCACUCACCUGUUCCAGAACCCCCAUGAUGGAGUUCCUCUGGAUGGUUUUAAGUUCUCUACUCUUAUUUAUUCCUUUCCUCUGUAUCGUGGGGUCCUAUGCUCUGGUCCUGAGAGCUGUAUUGAGGGUCCCUUCAGCAGCUGGACAAAGAAAGGCCUUCUCCACCUGUGGAUCCCAUUUGGCUGUGGUUUCACUCUUCUAUGGUUCAGUGAUGGUCAUGUACCUGAGCCCUACAUCCAAGCAUGAAUCUGGAAUGCAGAAGAUUGUGACCCUGUUUUAUUCUGUGGGAACCCCACUCAUUAAUCCUGUGAUCUACAGUCUGAGGAACAAUGAUAUGAAAAAUGCCCUGCAGAAAUUUCUUGGAACAUAA